UCGAAGUUAAAGUUUUCAACUUUCGUGAAUUCGUGUUCACAGCAAGCAGAAUUUCAUUUUUCUCCUAAUUUAUAUUUGAUUUUUUAACAUUGAAUAAAAAACUUUUGGAAUAUUCGUAGCUAAAGAUAACAUGGAUGAUGAAACGGAAACAUACAGAUUUUGGCGCAUAAGAAAGACUGUAAUGCAGAUGUGUCAUGAUCGUGGUUAUCUUGUCACUCAAGAUGAGUUGGAUCAAACAUUGGAACAAUUUAAAGAACAAUUUGGGGAUAGGCCGAAUGAAGGACAUCCAAACAGAACAGAUUUAUCUGUUUUGGUUGAACACAAUGAUGAUCCCUCAGAUAAAUUAUUUGUGUUUUUCCCAGAAGAACCCAAAGUUGGAAUAAAAACAAUAAAGACUUAUUGUACAAGAAUGCAAGAGGAAAGUAUUACUCGUGCAAUCAUUGUUGUACAAAUGGGAAUGACUCCUUCAGCAAAACAGGCAUUGGUAGACAUGGCACCUAAAUAUAUCUUGGAAAAUUUUAUGGAAGCUGAAUUAUUGAUAAACAUCACUGAACAUGAGCUUGUACCAGAACAUGUUUUAAUGACCCCAGAAGAAAAGAAAGAAUUAUUGACUCGUUAUAAAUUGAAAGAACAUCAGUUACCAAGAAUUCAAGCUGGUGAUCCUGUUGCAAGAUAUUUUGGUCUCAAAAGAGGACAAGUUGUGAAGAUUAUUCGUCCUAGUGAGACCGCUGGACGAUAUAUCACUUAUCGCCUUGUUGUGUAACUGUGAAACUGGAAGUCUGGAAGCUAGUUACUAUUGCGUGAGUUUUUAUAACAUAUUAUUAUUGAUCGUUGAAGAUUAUCGUCUGCAGACAGCAGAAUUAAACACAUACUUCACGCGAAAACUGCACUGGGUCAUUGUACUUUCACAAACGUACUAACAGUAACAGGCCUAUCAAUUAUCAAAAAAUCAAACUGUGAACGUAAACUGGUAACUGAAAAUCUGAAUUUGUAACAAGCCGUCAACGGUUCUAGGUUUCAAAUGCUGCUUUCGUAAAACAGCAUUUCAAGAAGUUUAGUGUGUAUAAUUAAAGUACUGUACAUCAAAUAGACUUAAAAUAAUAGUAAAUUGUAAUUAAGUUUGUUGAAGCCUGUAUGUCGGCAAUUUUUUCCUGUCCUCUAGUCAUUAUUAGGUCGGAAAUCAUUUCGGUAAUUCUGGUUCCUGAUCUGAAAUUCCGAGGCUCGUCUGCUUGUGUAUUUUCAAUAAUUGAAACAUUGUAUUAGUUGUCUAGUGAACUAUGGAAUGAUUGAACUGAUUUUAACUAUGUUUGGUACUAUUUAAUGGUUGCUUCAAAAGAAUUUUUGACUAGUUCAUUAGUAAAACUAAUUUGAAUAUGUAUGAUCAUUUCAAUGUCUAAUAUUGAUGUGAACAAAAAAUAAAUUUAUAGCCUUCGCAUUGUUCAUGCAGAAA
This is a messenger RNA of Xenia sp. Carnegie-2017, 1450 nucleotides long. RefSeq names its product DNA-directed RNA polymerases I, II, and III subunit RPABC1. The record is from RefSeq and is a predicted model, not a curated record. Gene Ontology annotation, molecular function: DNA-directed RNA polymerase activity; DNA binding. Gene Ontology annotation, biological process: DNA-templated transcription. The transcript is spliced from 9 exons. Bases 131 to 763 code for a protein of 210 amino acids. Gene Ontology annotation, cellular component: RNA polymerase I complex; RNA polymerase II, core complex; RNA polymerase III complex. Lineage: Eukaryota; Metazoa; Cnidaria; Anthozoa; Malacalcyonacea; Xeniidae.